This is a messenger RNA of Manis pentadactyla (Chinese pangolin), 2028 nucleotides long. RefSeq names its product 5'-nucleotidase, cytosolic IIIB (gene NT5C3B). Gene Ontology annotation, molecular function: 5'-nucleotidase activity; magnesium ion binding. The record is from RefSeq and is a predicted model, not a curated record. Gene Ontology annotation, cellular component: cytoplasm. The transcript has 9 exons. The coding region runs from base 113 to 1015 and encodes 300 amino acids. NCBI's taxonomy places the organism in Eukaryota, Metazoa, Chordata, Mammalia, Pholidota, Manidae.
CCGGUGGGCGCCUAGGAGGCCGCCGGCGGCUCCCGCCCCGCCCGGGAGGCGACGCCUGCGCAGUGCGCCGCGGAGCGGUCGUCCCGGCGCCGCCGACCAGGCCACCGGCGCCAUGGCGGAGGAGGUGCGCACCCUGCUGAAGGCCACGGUCCUGAUGCGGCAGCCCGGGCGGGUGCUGGAGAUCGUGGGCGCCCUCCGCCGAGGCGGGGCAGACCGCUUGCAGGUCAUUUCUGAUUUUGACAUGACCUUGAGCAGGUUUGCAUAUAACGGAAAGCGGUGUCCUUCUUCUUACAAUAUUCUGGAUAAUAGCAGGAUCAUCAGUGAGGAGUGCCAGAAAGAGCUCAAAGCCCUCCUUCAUCACUAUUACCCAAUUGAGAUUGACCCACAACGGACCAUCAAAGAGAAGUUGCCUCAUAUGGUAGAAUGGUGGACCAAAGCGCACGAUCUCCUGUGUCAGCAGAAGAUUCAGAAAUUUCAGAUAGCCCAGGUGGUUAGAGAGUCCAAUGCAAUGCUUAGAGAGGGAUACAAGACGUUCUUCAGCAUGCUGUACCAGAACAACAUUCCCCUUUUCAUCUUCUCUGCGGGCAUUGGUGACAUACUGGAAGAAAUCAUCCGACAGAUGACAGUGUUCCACCCCAAUAUCCAUAUUGUGUCUAACUACAUGGAUUUUGAUAAGGAUGGUUUCCUACAGGGAUUCAAGGGACAGCUCAUACACACAUACAACAAGAACAGCUCCGUUUGUGAGAACUCUGAAUAUUUCCAGCAGCUUCAGGGCAAAACCAACAUCCUCCUGCUGGGAGACUCCAUGGGGGACCUCACUAUGGCUGAUGGGGUUCCUGGUGUGGAGAACAUUCUCAAGAUUGGCUUCUUAAAUGACAAGGUGGAGGAGCGGCGAGAGCGCUACCUGGACUCCUUUGACAUUGUGCUGGAGAAGGACGAGACGCUGGAUGUGGUCAACGGGCUGCUGCAGCACAUCCUGGAACAGGGGGACUGGAUGGAGAUGCAGGGCUCCUGAGUGUGCAGUUACGGGGCCAGGCCCUGCAGGCUGUGAUGAGAAGGGGAGCCUCAACGGGAGGUUGCCCAGCUGUCAACACUGCACAUCCCUGUGUGUGCAGAGAAAAGUCCAGGGCAGCCACAAGCUGCUGGGCCCCUGUCCCUCCCUCCUUCUUUCCCAGCUUCUUCUGUUGAGUCCAGAGGCGUGAGGGAGACCCUGCAGGUGGGAGGGGCUUCUAAAUGAACAAAGGGUGUUAACACGAGGGAUCACCUAGUCCAGGGAUUCUUUUUUCAAAAAAUUUGAACAUGGGGAGGUGUUCUUCCAACAAAUCAGAUCUGUGAAAUAGAUGAAAAUAAAUUUAAAAAAAGAAAAAAUAGGGCUGUUCUGAUUUCGGGGGUAUAGGGCAGAGCCUGUAUCCUUUGGCCUUGGAGGCACAGGAACCUCCAAGAAGCCACUAGGGCUCCGUGGAACAUGGUUUGAAGAUCACCAAAUUUGCACAGGAGACCCUUUGGGCACAGCCUAAAUGUGUGUGGGGAUCAGGCUGGGUAGGCAGAGAUGGAAGGAUGUGUUUCUUACCUUGACUGGUUUGGCCUCAUUCUGAUGGAGCCGUUAAACUUGAAAUUCAGUGGGUAUCAAUUGGCUCUGGCCCACCCUGUCUGCAGAACCCCCUCUUUAUGGAUCCCCAAAGGGAUCCUUUUGGGUAUAGAUUUUCCCUGGUGCCCUUGGCUCCUCUCCUUCCUUUCUUCUCCUCCUCUGGUAGAUCCAGGGCCACUAAAACGGACGGCUUGCUGGGGGUUGAGACCAGGGGCCUGAAGGGAGAAGGCGCUCUGGCAAGUGAAAGAGGAGUGAUUCACGUCUUGCAUUAUGGGGCUUUCUUCAUUUUCUUUCCCUUCUUCCCUCCCUGUUGGCUUGGAUGGUCAAGAACUGGCUGAAUUCUCUCUAGGGAACCUUUUGAAGAAAACUGUAGACCAGCCAGUUCCCCUGACAUUUUCCUAGCUUGUCUUUUCUCAGAAUUCAUUCCCUUACCCUCCUAC